CUCUAUUAUAUAGAUAUUUGUUCAAUCAAAUUGAGAUUUCAAAAUUUUAAAACCCUAACACCACCAGAGUUCUCCCUUGAUUGAAUGAAUACAUAAAUCGGAGCUCCGACUGAAGAUCGAAAAUCAUAACGGUGGUGGGCAUGGCGGAUGCUUCCUCGUUAGAAGAAGAAGAAGUAGAGAAAUUAGAAAAAGAAGUGAAAGAAAUGUGUGAGAAAAUAAGUGAAUACAGAGACAGUAUGCCACAUCGCCUUCACACCACUCUCUCCUCUUUCCUUUCUUCUUCACCUCCAAUUACUAAUACUGAUCUCGUUCCUUCUUCUUCCACCAAUCCCAUUUCAGAGGAGAAUGGGGCAUUGGUAGAAGCUGAUCCAACUCAUGCCGACAAAAUACAAACUAUUAAACACAAGAUUUCUAACAAUGCUUCGAUGACGUCUUCACUUUUGACGAGAAUGAAAGAUUGUAUGUCCAGAAUCGACAAACUGUACUCAUUCAACAAUGGAAGUCAUCCUGCUUUUAAAAGAAGAAAGAUUGCCUCAUAACAUGGCUUCAUGUGAGGUACUUUACAUUUGUUAAUGUUUACUGUUUGUUGUACGAGUUUAUAUUGUUCUGCGCCAGUACUUUUUGGGCAUCUGAUAUCGUUACAAUGAUAUAUGAGUACUUGAUGGUUAUGCCUUUUUUUUUUUUAAUUACUGAUGUUACAUUUGUGCUGUCAUUACCCCCAAAAAUCGUGUAAUGGUAACAUUGUACUCUCUAGUGAAUGGAUAUGUUCUUUCUGAUUCAA
Messenger RNA from Erigeron canadensis, 781 nucleotides. RefSeq lists its product as uncharacterized. Bases 141 to 539 code for a protein of 132 amino acids. Lineage: Eukaryota; Viridiplantae; Streptophyta; Magnoliopsida; Asterales; Asteraceae. The transcript has 2 exons. The record is from RefSeq and is a predicted model, not a curated record.